CCAUACGGCCCGCCGUUUAUCUCCUUCUUCCCCCCCUGAAAUGAAAAUCUGGUAACGAUUUCGAGGUUUCCGCCCCCUGAAAUCUCAGAAGAAGAAGAAAGCCCUAAUUUUGAUCCCAUUCUCGCGCAAAUUCUCCCCCCGGAAGCUAUUCUUCUCGCUAUUGGAACCAAUGACGGGCUGCGUUUGUUGCUGUAGACCCUCGAUUGUUCCCAAAUCGACCGUUAAUUGCAGCAGAUUGCGGAGGACGCGGGCGGGUGUUGUGGUUUUUGCGCCGCGCGGGAGGGAGGUUGGGCACGCGUGUUCUAAGUCAAGAGGGGUUAGGGCUUCAAUAGUGGACUCAUACGAGAGCUCCUCUGACUUCGUCAAGCGGAUGGAGCAAGCGUGGGAAAUCUCUCAGCAACCGAGGCCAAUUUCAUGCUCUUCUUGCAAUUCGAGAGGGCACGUUGAAUGUAAGUGGUGUGGAGGCACAGGCUUCUUCAUUCUCGGGGACAACAUGCUUUGUCAAGUCCCCUCAAGGAACACUAGCUGUGUGAUUUGUGCUGGAAAGGGAUCUACUUGCUGUGAGGACUGUAAGGGGACGGGAUAUCGAGCCAAGUGGUUGGGAGAAGCUUCGAGUUCCAAAUAGAAGCAUCGAUACUUAUAAGCCUUCUGUAUACUAGCUACUACUGUAUAUCAUUUUAUUCUUCGUUGUUAAAUGUUCAGUGGGUACAGCCACUUCUUAUAGCUUUUGCUCAUUAUUCUUGUCUCAGUCCAUUCAUUGCUCGCCACUCAAUAAAGCUACACCAACAAUCUUUGUAAGCUAACCGAUGAAUCCUACUCUUAGAUGGGUGCAUUGUAUAUUCAUUUGCCGGGUUUUACUUUGUUUGGGCUGAGUUGAUGACGGUCUCGUCAUGUAACUCAUGUUGUAUACUCGACUUGGUUAAAACUGAGAUUGAAGUCCAUUGUUAUACUCA
This is a messenger RNA of Punica granatum (pomegranate), 953 nucleotides long. NCBI's taxonomy places the organism in Eukaryota, Viridiplantae, Streptophyta, Magnoliopsida, Myrtales, Lythraceae. The record is from RefSeq and is a predicted model, not a curated record.